CAACAACAAUCAUUCUUCUUUCCCUCUUCUCAUCCAUUCUCUACUUCUAACUCCUCCCUCUCGCUUUUUCACAUCUUCACUAUUCUUCACUCCUCACUCUCUACUCAUACUGCCUAGCAGCUCACCGAACAUUGCGCACCCCCCAACAUGGCACCCACUGCAAAGCCCAGCAAAGAGACCACCCGUCCCAAGUCGUCCCGCCAAGCCGAUGCUAAGGCCAAGGCUGACAAAGCCGCCACCGAGGCUAGCAAGGUCAAAGACAAGGUAGCCAAGAAGGCCGCGUCCUCCAAGAAGGCGGAGAAGGCAGAUAAGGCGGACAAGACAGACAAGGCGGACAAGGUCGAGUCCAAGACCCGCGCGACCAGGGCGUCCAAGGAGACCAAGGCCGACAAGAAGUCCGACAAGGACAAGCCAGCCAAGGCGACAAAGGAGAAGGCCACUCGCUCCAAUACAGACAAGGCGGAGAGCAGCAAGGCCAAGGUCAAGAGCAAGGAGAAGGAUGCCGCGGCGCCGAAGGAGAAACGCACCAAGGCCAUCAGGCCUCCUACGGCCAAGGCUGCUGGUGAGGACUUCAUUGUGUCCGCCCAGGCGAUCCAGAUCGUCGUGGCCGACCUCAAGUUUUCGGCGGAGCCCAAGGUGUUCAACACUCGCUCGCAUGGUUGGUCUGCUAGCAAGCAUGGUAAGAUCAACGGCAAAGACGUCAUGAUCACUGUUAACAUUACCGUCAAAGGCAGCAAGAAAGCCGCGGAGGCGGAGAUUGCGGACGAGGCCAAUGUCGGGGACGAUGCUGAGGACAAUCUCAAUGGCGCCGCUGCCGAUGAGUAUGCAGCCGACGACGAGAGCGACCGCAAUGAGCCAGGCAAUGAUGUGAAGGAGGCUGAGGAUGAUGAUCUUGACGAGCACGACUCAAUGGAGUCUGGGGAGCCUGAAAUGGACGGCGACGCUCUGCGCAUCCGUGCGACCCCGAGUGAUUCUGAGGCGGACAACAAGGAGACAUCCGACGAGGCGGAGGAGGAGUACGAGGAGGACAAUCGGACUCCACGCUGCGCUCCUACCCAACACUUCCGCUCUGUUUCUAGCAACGAGUCCAAUGCGCCUCCCUCUAGCGCCUCCCGCGCCCCAACCCCAGUCCUUAUUGAGGCCAAGACCCGAACAGUCAAGCGGUCCGCGAGCGCGAUAUCGAAGUCAUCGAAGAAGGGCGCGACCCGCAAGCCGAGUAGCCGCGCGGCGAAGAAGCGCCGCUCGGCCAGCCCCGAGUAAAGUGCCCCAAGUAUUGUGCUCUGCGUGCAGCAAAGGCUGCACCGCC
Cutaneotrichosporon oleaginosum is the source of this 1306-nucleotide messenger RNA. RefSeq lists its product as uncharacterized. The record is from RefSeq and is a predicted model, not a curated record. NCBI's taxonomy places the organism in Eukaryota, Fungi, Basidiomycota, Tremellomycetes, Trichosporonales, Trichosporonaceae.